AGUGCUGGAGAUGCUGUAGCUCACACAACCGCUAGAAGACAAACGCAGUAGUCCUCCCACCUUACCGAAGCUCCUGAGUGCAGCCCAAGGAACAGGAACUAUAUUUAAUAAACCGAUGAAUGGGACUUUGCCCCGCGCAGGAUCCUGAGCCUGACUCUGUGUGGAAGUGGGGCGCAUAACUGGACAGAAGGACAGUCUUUUCUUUCAGUUAAACCCGAGGUGGAAAAGACGCAGCAAUGACAGAGCAGCAGUCGUGCGCAGCGGCGAAAUAGACCAACUAUUGUGGGGACGGAAGAUUGAUAACACAACUGGGCGAGCAACGAGAGCGGCAGAUGUAAUUUCCAAACGUUGCAGGUUUGGUUUGGUGCCAGUGGUGUGCUGGAUGGGUUAUUAUUGCGUUCUCCUUUUCAUCAUUCACUGCGUCCAGCGUUUCCAGAUUACUUGGGGAUCCGGACGGCUGUUGUGAGGGAGUAUUGCUGCAGAGACUAACGGGGAAUGCCAUGUGUCGUUGCGCGACAUAGAAGCUCUUUGUGGAUUGUUUUGCACCGGGGACAGGUGGUGCCGUCUCUCUCUCUCUCUCUCUCUCUCUCUCUCUCUCUCUCUGUGCGUGUGUGUGUGUGUGUGUGUGUGACUAGCAGGGGGGCACGGACACACAACCCCUGAGACAGUUGUCUUAGGGAUGUCAGGCCGGCGCACGGGAUCAGUUUUUGCCAGAGACAGGUGCGACAGGGAGGAGUAGUUUACAAAGCCCCACACAGGAUCUGGUAACGCACUAACGAGCCUCCUCUCUCCUCUGAUCACUCUCGGAUUUUUUUGUAUCCAGCGGGAUUCACAGUCGACUCAUACUGUCGUUGUCUCGCCGGCACCUUUCCCCAGAUAACCAGAGACUCCGCCGCUGUGUUGCCAUGGCGACCAUGGCCCCUCCCUCCUUCUUCCUGCUGUGUUGGCUGCUCCGAUCGGCCAGCUCGGCAUUCCCAGAGGAGCCGGGGCCCCUCAACUUCAUCCCGACUGAAGUGGUGAGAAGACACCCAGUGUUUCUGGGCCGGCCCCACCGAACAUGGCUGAGACAAGAGCCUCUACACAUCCAGAGGAUCCUCCAAGUCAAUCGGACACUCUACAUUGGAGCCAGGGAUGACCUUUUCCGUGUGGAGUUGGACAUUGUUGCAGGAGAUGAGAUGUUCUACAGCAAGAAAAGAACAUGGGAGUCGAACAAGAAUGACAUCAGGAUCUGCAGGAUGAAGGGCAAGCACGAGGAUGAAUGCCGUAAUUUCAUGAAGGUGCUGCUCAGCAGACAAGGUGGCUUGUUUGUGUGCGGGACCAACGCCUUCAACCCGCUAUGUGCCAACUAUACUGGUGACACUCUAGAGAUGGUAGGAGACACCGUCAGUGGUAUGGCGAGAUGCCCCUAUGACCCCAAACACGCCAAUGUAGCUCUGUUUGCAGAGGGGAAUCUGUUUACAGCCACAGUGACAGACUUCUUGGCCAUUGAUGCGGUGAUCUAUCGUAGCCUUGGGAACAGUCCUGCUCUGCGCACCGUCAAGCAUGACUCGAAGUGGUUCAGAGAGCCGUAUUUUGUCAGCACUGUGGAGUGGGGUCCUCACAUCUACUUCUUCUUCAGAGAAAUAGCCAUGGAGUUCAAUUACCUGGAGAAGGUGGUUGUGUCACGUGUGGCGCGGGUGUGUAAACGUGAUCAGGGUGGGUCUCAGCGCGUCCUGGAGAAGCAGUGGACGUCGUUCCUGAAGGCCCGUCUGAACUGCUCCGUCCCUGGUGAUUCCCACUUCUACUUUAACCUGCUCCACUCUACCAGUCCCAUCAUCAGGAUGCACGGCAGGGACAUAAUCCUGGGGGUGUUCUCCACACCGGCUAACAGUAUCCCAGGUUCGGCGGUGUGUGCCUUUGACAUGGAGCAGCUUGCUGCGGUGUUUGAUGGGAGGUUCAAGGAGCAGAAAUCACCCGAGUCUAUUUGGACACCUGUUCCAGAUGAAGUCAUCCCAAAGCCAAGACCCGGUGGCUGUGCUGUUCAAGGUACCAGGUUUAAUUCCUCAAACUCGUUCCCUGAUGAGAUGCUCAACUUCGUCAAGACCCAUCCUCUGAUGGAUGAAGCCGUCCCAUCACUUGGACAAAGACCCUGGAUAGUCAGAACCAUGGUCAGGUACCAGCUGAAUAAAAUUGUGGUGGAUACAGAAGCCGGGCCUCAUCGAAACCGGACUGUCCUGUUCCUCGGGUCGAGCAGAGGGACCAUCCUCAAGUUCCUCAUCAUGCCCAACCAGGACAACACCGUCACCAACAGCAACAUCUUCCUGGAGGAACUGGAGGGAUUCAACCCUGAUAAGUGUGCUGAAGACUCUCCGCAGGCCAGGCAGCUGUUGUCUCUGACUCUGGACCGGGCGAGCCACACUCUGCUCCUCGCCUUCCCCUCCUGUGUGGUCAGAGUACCAGUGGCACGAUGCCAGCUCUACUCCCGAUGCAUGAAGAACUGUAUCGCCUCCAGGGAUCCUUACUGUGGAUGGACCAGAGGAAGCACCUGCUCUUUCCUCAGACCCGGAACCAGACUGCCGUUCGAGCAAGAUGUUGAACAGGGAAAUGUGGCCCACUUGGGUGACUGUGACGGAAUGCUGCUCCAAGAGAGUUUCAUCGAGGAACCUGAUGGCCUGGUGUCUGUAAACCUGCUGGUGGUUUCUGCUGUUUCAGCCUUCGCAACAGGAGCCAUUCUCUCUGGCCUCACUGUCUGCUGGAUCAUGAGUCACCGUCACCGCCACUCUCGAGGCUCUGGGGCCAAUGGCGCCCGCCGCAAAAGUGACAAAGAGCAGAGCAUGCUGGGGCAGGGCCGCAGCGGGUCAGUAAUGAGCGUAACAAGAACCAGUGGCGGUGAGAGGCGUCGUUCACAGGCAGACAAUCCCUUUGUCACGCCCAACGGUUGGCCUAAAGGAGAGAUGGACCCAGGCUUGCUGCCUACCCCGGAGCAGACCCCGCUGCAGCAGAAACGGGCCAUGCGUCUCCCAGACACCGACUGGGACCAGAGCCAGACUUUCCUCACUGCUGUGGGGACACCCUGCCCCAACAACUCUGUCAUCUACCUGAGCUCCAAGUUCCUGCAUGGAAGUGGAGGGGGUGGAGGGAUGGUCCGGAUAGAGGACCCAGGGGAGGUCGUGCUGCCCCCGCACACAGAGCGCCAGCGCUACCUGAUCCUAGCCACCCAGAGAGGCGAGCACGGUUGCAGUCGUCCCAGCGGCACCCUGAGGAACUCAGCGGGAGAAUACAUCUACCCCGCCACGCCGCAGGACUCCCCCGACCGACGGAGGGUGGUUUCUGCUCCCACUCCCCACAUGGACUAUGGGGAGCCUCGCUGGAGUCAUGAGGCACUCAACUACAACAGCAACAAUGGAGCACCUUAUCACCCCCAGCGUCAGGGCCUCAUCAGGCCAGAUAUGCAUGGGCCUCGAGGGCUGGGAGAACUGGCUGACUUCAGCCAUCUUCUAGGGAAGAACAUGGGAGAGCGCACCCCCAGUGGCCAGUGAGGUGAAGUACAUGAGCCCUGUCACCAAGCUCUCUCUGAACACCCAUUCCCUCCUACAGCAGACUGGAAUAAAUCAACCCCUCAGACUCACUGUCCCGGUCCAACCUUACCCUGUCUGUCCUCUCUCACUGUCAUUCAAUGUUCUGACGUCAUUCAGCUGACUGAAGAGAGAGUGAGAGAAAAGAAACAAAGAGAGAGUUGAAAAAGAGGAGAAAAGUCUCCUCACGUCUCACGUUCCUCUGCUCUUAAUCUGAGGUGCACCCCUCUGCUCUGUAAGUGGUAUGACCAGCAGAGCUUGACUUUGACACCACAGGAUAAACAGUAAUGUAAAGAAAGGGGUGCAAAGGAAAGAGAAUCUUCUCAAAGGAACAUAUGGGGAUAAAAAAAAAAAACUAUUUCGCUUGCAGCGCCAAAUGUGAAACGUCUCCCUCCACCAUUUUGUUCACUGUUUUGACACCAUGGAUCUUCUUUGAGUGUGAAAUUUUGUUUCUGCUUUUGUUUUUUUUGUGCCAGCGGCAUCCAGCAGACAACAAUGUGCUUUACUAUGGAUUUCAGAUUAAACUAAAACUGUUGUAGCCGUGCCAGAGGGCAGUGACUCUCAAUGAAUCAUGCAGUGUGUGUAUGUGAUUGUGUGAAUAUGAGUGGCCACAACAACCCCAACCAGUGUCCUGUCUUAACUGUGAAGUAUAACUAUAUAAGGAAGUUUCUUUAAGGAGGAGGUUGAUGUUAAUAUUAUUUUCCCUUUUUAUAAACAAAUGGAAACAUUUUUUUAUGUGUCUCCUUGAAGCUCUGUAUGUUUAGCAAUCAGAGGUUUGGAUGGUUGACCAGUGGCUAGUGAAGGGUUGAGACUCCCAUUGUAAUUUGUGUGAUUUCCAGUACCUCAGAAGCAGUACUGGACAGAACCAUUAUGAAAUGAAAGAAAGCAAUAAUAAGCAAGAAACACAUAAGGACGAAGAUAAAGCCAAUUAAAUUUGAUAUUUUAUAAUAUCACUGUUUUCUCAGCAAAACAAACUGAAGUUUAGAGUUGUGAGAAGAAGCUGGGUACUGGGGAAAAGGAACAAUAUCUCCCCUCCAUUCUUCCCUCCCUAGCUGCCUCUCAGUAUGCCUGGGUCUGUCUGACCUGACCUGAGGCCCCCUUGGGCUCUGCAGUCCAUUUGAAGGAGGGAAUGUGAGCUGUGGCUGUCUGGCCGUCUGACUGGGGCUGUGAGGCCCGGCCACUUGGGAGCUCCAUUCAGCCUCUUCUGCCGACACUGAGCCUCUUUGUGCCCCAGAAGCAGGAGGAGACUGCGGCAACAAAUAGCCGUUAAGAGUCAGGGACCUAGCCCAGCAGCGCAGCCUAGCAGAAUAUCAAUGAGGAGGACAGCACCUCCAUCCGUCAUGUGAGAUGUACCAACCAGGACCAGGCAUCUCUUAUGCUUCACCCACUGUGGUGAUUCACUGGUUUGCCAGGACAGGGAGGAGCUGAGGGCUGAAGCUGGGGCUGAGGCUGGGGCUGAGGCCAGGGUUGGGGCACUGCUAACUGUCACAAUGGUCAUCCCUUGUGGCUUUAUCUCUUUCUGUCUUUCAGUGUGUUUCACACAACAAAAGCGGGAUAAAGAAAACAGAUGGGCAUGGGUAUACUUGGGUGUGGAGUUUCACUCUGUUGUCUGGUCUUUUGAUGUUUUCUGUUUUUGUCUGUUCUCAUCUGUUCCUGAUUUAAAUGUAGAUCCAGAGAUAGCUUUAGUUCAUCUGGGUCGUGGUGUGGUAGAGGUGCUGUUUUUGUGUACGUCAGUCUAUCGGCUUGUGUGUGUGAGUCUCUCUGGGUUUGUGUCCAUGAAUGUGUUACUCAUAUUGAGUGCAAAAAACAGCGUUGAUCAAUUUUACUCUCAUUCUCACCUUUCUUCUUAUUUUAAUACCUGUUCCUUUUUCUAUUGAGCCAUUAAUGUUGUGGAGCAGCCCUUUACUUGACAUUCACAAAUCCGUGCUAACAUUGUCGGAGCCCUGAGUGGGAGUAGUGUAUGCUAUACAAUAUAUUUAAACCAUUUUACUUUACACAAAGAACUACAGCUAAAAUGGAGAAGCUGGGCUCUGCUUAGCUGAAUACUGGGGCUGGGCAUCAUUUGAAAUGUUUUGAUACUAGUGCCGAUAUGACAGUUUUUGAAACAAAUUAAAGAAUAUGGUUUAAAUAUACAUGUUUUUCCACAAAACCAUAUUUUCAAUUUGAAGCAAUAUGGAGCUUUAUAGCGUCUUUUAGCUCAUUGUUUUCGUUUUCAGGUCUGCAACUUAAUUGGUUUGGUUCACUCUCACCGCUCUCAUUAGUGUUGUUUUUGGUUUCAGCUAGCAGCGGUUUUCAGCUUAAAAAAUAUUUAAAAACUAUACGCUACUUGGGCAGCACCAAAUGGCAGGCAGACAAAGUUAGCAACUAGCUGGUGAACAUAGUGUAGCACUGAGCAGCUAAAGAACGAAGAUAUUGCCCUCAGGAGUUGGUGGAGCCCAAAAACAGAGCUGAAAGGAGAGUGAGUAUUAGACAGCUGACAGUUUUCACCACUCAGUGCUACGGACACAUCUCAGUUGGCACCAAAAAAGCAUUGAGGUUCAACACCCAGCCCUAAAAAAAUACACAGCCAGAGCUGGAGGUACUGCAUGAGACAAGCCAGUGAAAGAGAUUAAUGAAAGCAAGGACAGAGGAGGAGGUCAGGCGGGCGAACAUGAUGUUACUGCAUUACCGCCUCACCACAUUAGUACAGUGUAUUCUUUUCACAUUCCACCCUGAAACAGGUCAUUAGUAUUGAGGAUACGGAGCCCUCCACCAGCCCAGCCCCUCAUCUCUCCAUCUCCAUCUCUGCUGUGACCUGAGUGCUGCUUGUCUUUGUAUGUGUGUGUGAAUGAGGCCUCUCUUUCUCGACCGGCUUGCCCAGCCAGCCAUGUCCUCGCUCUGCAUCUCCUCCGGUGUUUCACUAAACAUGCUUGAUUAGGCAAAGUACAUUCCCAGCCCUCUAAUGGCCUGAUGAGCCCUUGAGAAGAUUACUACAGACACAUCAGCCCUGAGAGGAAGGUGUAUGUUCAACCAGCUCUUUAGCCCUCCACUAACCACCAGCCACACACACACUGACAUGCAUACACACAAAUACUGUCGGCCCUUUAACCAAAUUUGGGAUGCAAUUGAAUUAAGAUCAGAAGUAGAGCUCAGGCUUGAAAUAGGCCGACACUGACUGGUUCUAGUAAAGGUACUGUACACGAUGUUAUCUUACUGACGGCAUAAUUUGAUUACCUUAGUUCAACAUUACAAAGUAGCUGAAGAAUUCAGGUGUAACCUCAUGGAAGUCAGUCUGUUUAUUACAGCAUAAAUCUUCCUCCCUCUUCUUUACAUACUUCAUGUCAUUCCCAUUCCUUCUCUUUCAACAGAUGCACUUUGUCUUCUUCUUUCAAGUUCCUUUUUAUUGUUAACAGACACACUAUCUCUCUGCGCACACACACAAACACACAUACACACACACGUACGUAACAUCUCUACCAAAUGUAAGAUGGUGCUUUCGUCCUGUUUGUCACUAUUAAAGGUUAGCUGGUUAAUUUAAUGAGUCGGUGACAGAAACAGAAAUCAAAGGAACUCAAAAUCACGCUUUAUUUCACAUCAAAUCCUUAAUGUGUUACAAUUCACAAUUACAAUUACAUUUUCAAAGCCUCUCAUGCGGGAAAUUGCUUUCCUAUGCUUAGAAAUGAUUUUGUUUGGAGUUUUUUUUGUUAAAUGUAGCACAUAUUGCCUUCAGUCCUACACACACACACACACACACACACACACACACACACACCCACACACAUACACAUUCUCCCUCUUUAUCUCUAUCCUGCACAUAUCAACGCACACACACAUGAAAUUCCCACCCAGCACUUGUGACCGAGUCUGUCUGACGUUUUUUCUUAUUUAUCAUGUUGUGUCUGUGUGCUUGUUAAAGAGACCAUGUCUUUGUGUGUUGGGGUUGUUUGUGCCGUGUGGCCCCAGUGAUGCGAUGCCCCCCAGCCAAUAACUGCCAUCUUGCCCUACAGUGCUACACUGUACUAUGUGCUCUAUGCCCUAGAAAACAAAGGCUAACUUAUAUUAAAUCCACCAUCGCAACUGGGAGUAGUGACAUGAAACUGCUCCCUUCCAAGCAAACAUAUGAGAUAAAAAAGCACAAAAACAAGGCGAAAACAAAAUCAACAUUUGCAUUUCUGUAAAGCUGUAGAUGUAUUUAGUCAGCACUGAUCAUUUUUGUCAUGUUUGUUUUUCUAUAGUUUGUUUCUGUGGUAGAUAUUUGGUUUGAAAUUACAUGGAAUAUUAUUGUAUAUGAUUUCAAUUUCAAUUCUCUGUUGUGCCAGAUUUGAUGACGACAAUGAAGAUUAACCUGAUGACUAUCAUGAUUAUUAUUAUAUUGACAGUGACAAUGAAGCAGUACUGUGAGCAGCACUGAGGUGUUGUGCCCUGUUUGGAUGCUGAAUCUGAAAGGAAAUGGUAGAAGAAGAAGAGGAGGAGGAAGAGGAAGAGUGAAUGAACUUAUACAGGCUGAGGUUCAAAAAGAGAUUCUGCUUUUUUCCUGCGGAGUGGAGUCUCCUGCCACUGUGAAGGACCCCGCCGUCCUGUGGCUCUCACCAGAGGCUGGCCCCCCCGUUGCCCCGGGGCCCUUGGGGCAGGCUGUCAUCAGAUGACAACACAUGUCCCUACUACGUGUACAUAACCUUGAUGCUUACAUGUAAUUUAAGUGCAGUAGCUGCAUGACGACACGGCCUCUGUGUGUGUACAGAAGUAGCGACGUGUGAAUUUGUACAGUACAUGCAAGUGUGUGUGCUUGUGUCCGCGAAGAAAUCUGUCUGUCGUCACGCAAAAAGCAACACGUGCAUGCACCCUCCGACAACUGCACAGUACACACACACACUACACACAAACUAAACACGCACACGCAAACACACUCCAGCAGUUGUUCACCAUUCUCCACAUUGUCCUGAGCUCUGCCUGUCACUCCGCAUGGAGACUUUGCUCUAUGUCAACUUUCUUAUUCUAAUAAACCACUCAGACAUUGA
Messenger RNA from Siniperca chuatsi (mandarin fish), 8551 nucleotides. It is a transcript of the gene sema6bb, whose product is annotated as sema domain, transmembrane domain (TM), and cytoplasmic domain, (semaphorin) 6Bb. The record is from RefSeq and is a predicted model, not a curated record. Gene Ontology annotation, biological process: semaphorin-plexin signaling pathway; axon guidance; negative regulation of axon extension involved in axon guidance. Bases 906 to 3518 code for a protein of 870 amino acids. Gene Ontology annotation, molecular function: chemorepellent activity; semaphorin receptor binding. The transcript has 17 exons. Lineage: Eukaryota; Metazoa; Chordata; Actinopteri; Centrarchiformes; Sinipercidae.